AUGGCCGCCUUCAAGGAUGCGAUUCAUCGACUGAAACCGAGCAACUCAGACGACCAUGAAUCUUUCGGUAGCUCUCACGAGAAGGACGUUCAUGGAGUCGCUACAUAUGCUGCUCCUGUUAGUGAGGAGAAGACCACUGCAGUGGAUCCAACGUUAAAUCCUGGUGCUCUUUCAUUUGAAGAGGAUGCUGCUGGUGGACUGGGUCGACAUCUUGGUGUCUUUAGUUGCACGAUGCUCAUUAUCGGACGAAUCAUUGGAACUGGUAUUUUCUCCACACCGUCUUCUAUUCUCGGUUCGGUGGACUCGGUAGGCGCCUCCCUAAUGCUCUGGGUGCUCGGAUUCCUACUGGCAUUCUCCGGACUCUUCGUUUGGCUGGAACUCGGAACUAUGUUUCCGCGGUCUGGGGGCGAAAAAGUCUAUCUUGAAGCCGUGUACAAGAAGCCAAAAAGUCUCGCAACAGUCUUCUUUGCCACCCAGGCAAUUCUACUCGGCUUUACGGCUAGCGGAUGCAUUGUGUUUGCAAAUAAUAUUCUGAUUGUCGCUGGAGUAGAAGCUACGCGCUGGAACACGAGAGGUAUCGCGUUGGGCGUGAUUACCUUCGUGACUUUGAUCCAUGGUUUCACCCCGAAGGCCGGUCUUUGGCUGAUGAAUGCUCUAAGUGUGUUCAAAGUCUUCAUCCUAGCAUUCAUCAUUGUUACCGGUUGGGUCGUCCUUGGCGGAAAGACACGCAUUACGGACCCACAUCGGAACUUCGUGGAUGCGUUCGCCGGGAGCUCACAUAGCAGUGGAGAUUAUGCUACCGCGAUGUUCAAAGUCAUCAACGCCUAUGCCGGGUGGUCGAACAUCAACUACGUGUUGAACGAAGUGAAGGACCCCGUACGCACUCUCAAGAUCGCCGGACCCCUAGGUCUCGGGCUUUGUGCAGUAUUUUAUAUAUUUGCGAAUAUCGCAUACUUCGCAGCAGCGUCUAAGGAGGAAAUUCUGGCCAGCAAAGUCACGGUUGCCUCUUUGUUCUUCAACAAGGUCUUCGGUGCACAGGCCCAGAAAGCAUUGACUGUUUUCGUUGGUUUGAGUGCACUUGGUAACAAAGCAUAUCAUUAUACUGAUUCAACUUCUCUCUUCACGCCAGAACUUGCGAAAGAAGGUAUUCCUCUUCCCUUCGGUAACAAAUUCUGGGCAUCGAACUGGCCAACUGGGAAAUCGCCGUUCCCUGGACUCAUCGUCCACCUGAUUCCUUCCGUUAUCGUCAUUAUCGCUCCUCCACCAGAUGUCGUCUAUCCCUUUGUACUUAACGUCGAAGGAUACCCCCAGCAAAUCAUUAAUUUACUCAUCGUUUUUGGCCUCUUUUAUUUGCGUUGGAAGAAGCCGAACGCUGUCAGACCGUUCAAAGUCUGGUGGCCCGUUGCUCUAUUCUUCAUGGCUGUAGCCGUAUUCUUAAUCAUUGAUCCUUACCUAAAGCCAUCUAAUGGCGUCGGUGAUACACCACCUCUACCAUACUACCUGUACUGCUUGGUCGGCAUCGGAAUCCUCGCGUGCGGAGUCUUAUAUUGGGCCGUAUGGCGAAUUAUCCUGCCAAAGGUAUUCGGGUAUGAGCUGUACCCGACGAAGGAGACAUUGAAAGAUGGGACAGUCGUCACAGUGUUCAAGAGCCAAAAGAUUCAAUAA
Molecule: messenger RNA, 1665 nt
Organism: Fomitiporia mediterranea MF3/22
Lineage: Eukaryota; Fungi; Basidiomycota; Agaricomycetes; Hymenochaetales; Hymenochaetaceae
Product: high affinity methionine permease
Exons: 17
Coding region: 1-1665 (554 amino acids)
Biological process (GO): amino acid transmembrane transport
Cellular component (GO): membrane
Molecular function (GO): L-amino acid transmembrane transporter activity
Source: RefSeq, a predicted model, not a curated record